AUGUUUGGUUUCUUACCAUUUUUGCUAUCAUUACAUUUAAAAAUUGCUAGAACCUAUAGUAGAAAACAAACGACACAAAAAAAUUCUAUCUUUGCAACGUUGUAUCAUCAUGGACAACCAACAAAUCAAACAUUACAAUUCACAUUCCCAGAUUCCACCCUCAAUAUCGAAAAAGAUAUCAUUGAACCGGACGUAAUCAUAUAUAUCAAAUUAUGGCCAUUUUUAUGUAUGAUAAUGGUAAUAAUAAUCGGAGUAAGUUGGUUUGUCUACAAAAAAACUAACCACCAUCAAAGUCAAGCAUUCCCACAGGAGGAAACUAUUAUGCUUGACACUACCACCCCAACCACCACCAAUGCUUCCAAAACGUAUACAUACGAAUCACCACCAUCGCCAGUAUCACUAUUGAUUUGGAACCAUCAACUACCAUCGCCAUCAUUGACUGAAUUGGAAGAAUUAGAGACAUUCACCACGGCUUUGCCAUCUCGCGGUGGCGGCCUCACAAAUGAAUAA
Molecule: messenger RNA, 510 nt
Organism: Maudiozyma barnettii
Lineage: Eukaryota; Fungi; Ascomycota; Saccharomycetes; Saccharomycetales; Saccharomycetaceae
Exons: 1
Coding region: 1-510 (169 amino acids)
Source: RefSeq, a predicted model, not a curated record